This is a messenger RNA of Lottia gigantea (owl limpet), 3274 nucleotides long. RefSeq lists its product as hypothetical. The record is from RefSeq and is a predicted model, not a curated record. The coding region runs from base 1 to 2478 and encodes 825 amino acids. The transcript has 2 exons. Lineage: Eukaryota; Metazoa; Mollusca; Gastropoda; Lottiidae.
AUGAACGACCAACAGUAUUAUAAUGGCGGCUACACGAAGCCAGGGACACUUAAUAAAAGUACAAUAGCCGCCAUGAGCCGGGAAAAUUUAAAUUUGAAUCAAGGUCCACAACGUCGUAUGGAACCGAAACAUCUUCAGCAGCCGAGACCACGAAGUGCAGUAGGUCUACAGUAUCGUCAAGAGCAUCCAGACCUUAUAAAGGACUACGGUCAGUCGAACGGUGCCCCCAAUGGUCACCCCCAUUCCUUCCAACCUGACGACCAGCUCCGCCGCAGUCAAGGCACCAACACCAAACACCAGCAACAGAGAGAAUUCCAAAUUCAAAAUUCACCACAAAUGAAUGGUCGGUCUAGUGGAAAUAAUUCAAUGUUCAGAAACUCAGCCGACCAAAGUUCGGCACCACAAAAUAGAGACCUGAUAAUGCAUAAGCAGAAAAGCGUCAACAGUUUUAACCUGGAAUCGCAGACUACAGGAGAAACGGAAAAGAGACCACGUCCUCGUUCGAGAGGUGUGUCAGCUAACAGUUCAGCCAUUGAAUUAAUUAACAUGAACUACAAUUCCAUACAGAAUCAACUGGAACGCAGCUUGCGACCUCCGUCCAGAAUGCAGGUCGAGGACGGAUCACCUACUACCAAAGACGCCGAACAGAGUCUCAACUCAUCUACGGGUAGGAAAACUCCUUAUGAUUUCAGCCAGACAUUACCAGUAGAUGAUUCCAGAACGGAUAGAAAUCCAGGACGGAUGAGUCAAGCAGAAAUCAUUCGCAAUAGAAAUAUGUCAGCUAGCCGCCAGACGCCUGUGGAACCACCACAUCUAAGGAAAUCCCGAACAGAAGAACCUGCUCCUGGAUACCAGUAUUUCACCCAGGACAAAGUAUCCCCCAUUAUUCCAAUACCAAAGAAACGGCAUGAAGAUCCCCCAAGACCAUUGUCAGAGAGAAAUCCAGACCACAAUGUUCCUCUUCCCAGAGCCCGAAUUCCACCUCAUGAAAAGAAUUCCAGGAUGUCCAAAGAUGGUGCUGAUCAACUGCGAAAACCAAGAACUGAUGCUGAUGUUGUUAUUCAAAGAAAUCCUCCGCCUCACAUGAACACCAGAAAGGAACCGAUGGGUGCGGAAUCCGUCCCGGUACAGCGUCCUGCUACCAGUAUGGGCUUCGUUAGAUCGUCUGCCAAUAAACAGAACAAAGACCAAGAACAACAACUUAACGUCCGUCAAAAACUUGAGCUGCUUCAAAGAAGAAAAUCCGGUGGAACAAGUUUGGAAGCGAGCUAUAAAGAAUUCAUUGCCAAUAACGACGAGAGUCCACAAGCCAGACCAGAUAGUCGCGGACAACGACCACCGUCAGGCGUCAAAGAAAAUCGCCGAAGAAGCUACACGACAUCCACGCCAGCAAAAUCCGAAGAUCGUCUGCAUCCAAAAGCUACCGAGAAAAUCCGACAGACUGACGGAAGAACGUCUCGAACCUCCAGUGACUCCAGUUCCUCCAAAGAUCAAAGUAAGUCCUCAAGAACUAAUAUCGUAGCUCCGGUCUCCCGCGUCCCUCCUUCCGGACCAGUUUUUGGAGACAGAUCAUCUCCUCGAUGGAAAGAAAUCGAGCACCUGUCUUCGGAAUCGACACCAGAACAACAUAGAAAUGGACGACGCCAAUCCCGUGGGGAUUACCCCUUCUUUUUGGAUUUCAGCAAGAGCACACCCGAGGUCACCAGUUCUUUAGACUCGCUGAAUCGAGAAGUCUCAGACCAUUUGGACUCUAAAAGUCGUCCGAGAGUAAACGGUGACUCUGGAAAUACACUGUCAGCUAUUCCUAAGGAUUCUAAACUAACCAUGGAGGAUCUGGAUGUUCAAGGAACGCCUCAACUUUCCUCGCCCGUGGAUUUCAACCCCGAUGGUAGUUCAAACGAGGACUUAGAUUUGGAAGUGCGCACGUUACUCGGACAUUCUGAAAACGGUGCGGAUACGUUAGACAUGGCGUUAUAUCAGAAACUGAUAAACGGGGCGGUGCAUAAAAAGAUUUGUGUCUUACGGGAUCGUAGUUAUCACUUGGAUAAAAAGGACAACGAUUUGAAAUCGAAACGUGAGCGACUACAACGUCGCAUGCAACAAACUUUAGCUAAAACGACAGCCAUGCUCAACAAAUCCGUGGAACUGGAGAGGUCUCGAGUUCAGGUGGAUUUAGAUGUGAUGGAUCCGUCCAAGGCGGAGGAGUUAGCAGUUAUCCAAGCCUUGUCUUCAACCGUCAGACCCAAGACUCCUAGUGGUUCCUCUGGAAUGGCAACUCGACCACAACACACCACCGAACGUCACAUCCGGAAACAUGACGUCAGACCAACUCAACAUGACGUCAGACCAAACCAAUAUGACGUCAGACCUCUCCAACAUGACGUCAGAACAGCUCAACACGACCAAAGAGUGGAACCACCACCCUACCCUAGUCUCCAAGUUUCGGUCUCACGGCGGGAAAAGGAAGAGUAUGUUUAGUUCCACACCAGUUCCUGAAAAACACAGACGUCUUACUAGUGCUAGUGUACAUAAUUCAAACUUUAAACGUUUCUGUCGUCUGCGUCGAGUCGUGAACGCGAAGCACGCUCGACGUUUGUCCCUUUCAAAGGAAUCUGUUGCAACUAAGAGAAAGGGGUCGUUCUAUAAUCCAAAUGCAAAGAAAUCUAAGACGAGUUUAAAUGAACAUUCUGAGAAUGACUCUAUGAAAUUUAGACGUUAUUGUGCGGCAAGACGCAUCACUGUGCGGAAAACGAGUAAGACGGGUGCGUUGAAAAUCCGUAGCAUUCCCACACCCAAAGACUCAAGUGUAAAAUGAUCUAGUUAUUACUAGAAUUCAUGUGUAUUUGUGAUAUUUUGUGCAAUGUUUUUGUAUGUAGACUGUAUGCUUAUUGUUUUCGGGGCAUCAGAAAUCAACUUACUUUGGGUUACAAACCUUUAUGGCUUCAUACUUUGUUUAAAGGACCUACAUGUACUAUUCUGUAUAGCAUUAUAGCCAUAUGAUUUGGUCAUGGGGGUCAUACAGCUUUAGCCAUCAUUAUUUUGAUAGUUUUGUCGGGUGCGGAUGCUAUUUGAACACAAGAUUUCUAUUUUUGCUGAAAUAUUGUCAGCUUAUGGACAAUACUGUCUGGUAUAUCUCUAGGUCCCCAUGUAUAUAUGUAUAGUAUUAUACUACGACUAUAACUUAACUUGUACCAUUCCGUCCUAUUCUCGUCUUUUCAUGGUUUCUCUUUUGAUUUUCAAUUUAUAUACAAAAGCAUGAAAUAUUAUAAAUGAU